AUGACGGCGAGUUACACCAUUAGUAUCGCAUUCCUUUUUAUGCUGAUUCAUAUAUUCAUUGAAACAAUCUGUCAACAAUGCAUCAAUGGUGGGUCAGAGGAAUCCAUCUUGGGUUGGAAGCUGCAAAAUCACGUCUACAAGACGCUAAAGGCAAACUUUGGAUAUGAGUGCGUACUUAUUUGUCGUCAGGACAGCAGGUGCCAAAGUUUCAAUUGGGUGAUCUCUCUUGACAUGUGUGAGUUCAGCGACAGAACCAAAGAAGCCAGACCUAAGGAUUUUGUUCCCGAUCCAGACAGAUAUUACUACAGGCGAGACAUGAAUCGAGGUGAAGUUUAUGUUAUUAAGAUCAUUCUCUCAGUAUUGACAGAAGUUUUAAAGGACCCCAGUGCAAUUUUCGUGGCGUCAUACCCGGAGACAUCUAAAUUUCAGUCAUCAUUUCCAAGGAAUAUUUACGGCGUUAAUUUGUUAGAAAAAUUGACAAAUUAACUGAUCAAUAUAAAACAGACAACAAAAAGGCUGUGCGUUUUAAGAAAGAGGUACUAUGUAAGCGCAAACUUUCAUGUCCAGCCAUAAAAUAACUUGAAAAUGACAACAUUUUGCGCGAUUGAGACCUUUGUAACGAAAAUUAAUUAUCGGCAUCCCUAUUAUUGGGUGUUUCUUCAGUGCCGCGGAAACCAUUCUUGGUUCGCUUCUGUGGUUAGUGUCUAAUCAUUCGUUUGUAUAGUAUUACGUCACUAAGUGAUUGCACCAAUCCGCAACGCCAAGAAACCACCUUAUUUGGCAGGUUAUUCUAAAAGAAAAAUUUGUGUGUUUACUUUUAGUCUUGCCGGGAAAAGCUUUAUUAAAACUUCUCCUCAAUGUUUGUAGUUUUAUAUUUUGUUAAAAAUCGGUGCCGCUGCUGCUGUCCCGCGAUAAGAUACUCCGGCCAGUCGUCUACUUCGUCUCUCACAUUAUGAUCAUUCAUGGUUUUAAUAGCGGAGCACUAUGCGUAUGAAAAAAUUGUAAAUCUUAAUUAAUGUUUACAUUGACGUGGAUAACAGAGAAAGUGCUAAAAAUGAAAAACAAAGAAGACGAAUUUCGUUGAAAGGACAACAUGAACAUUAUGUAGUGCGGUGAGAAGAUGAGAAAUGCUAGCGACCUGAGUAAGGUGAAAAUGAGCAGCAGUGAAGAAAAAAGAAAAUUAAGCAAAAAAUUAUUUGUGAACACAUACGAAAUUUCCUCCAUGAAACGUGUAACUAGGAAGGUUCAACAACGGCAAAAAUGUAGAAGCAAGUAUACUGCACGUGCAAAGUCGUUGCCGUCGCCGUUGCAUUGUAUUUUGAUAAAUGCAGUCUACUUUCUUUUGUUUAAACGCAAUAACAUUUCACAAAUUUGACAUUUUAAUAGUUUAUGUGAGAAUGACUCAAGAGGUUUGCUUGUAGAUUAUUUUUCCCGUAAAUCAGCUAGUCCUUCCACUGUAUCAAAUGUUAAGCACAGAAUUGAAAAGUUUCUUCACAGUGGUUUCAAGUUUUUUUUUUUUUUUCCGUUUGAGUAAAUUAUAAGUUUCUCUCUACGAGAGCUUCGUUUUUGCCUUGCCUAAAUCUAUAUAUUAGAGUUAUAUUACCUCUCAAGCCCUAAGAACAAGUUCAGUUCCCUCGAACGGACCAGUUUCUUCAUUCCAUGGUCCUCUACAGUAGAUAGCCGACAAUUUUCGUGCAUCGAGGCGAGUAGAUGUGGCCUAACUUAAACAGUGCUCCAGUACAACUUGUCGCUAAUUAUUGAUUAUUUUCAACAUCGUUUGUGCAUGUAUAUUAAGGGCACUAUAGAAUUCCUUGAAGGAACUUCACCAAACGUGCAUGUUAUUGAUGUCUCAAAGUUUCUAGCAAUGAUCAUCGAUUCGAUGCUGACAAUUUAAUUUCAGAAUAACCAUUAGAUAAUUAAUGGAACAUUUUACUCUUUAGUUCCCCUUGGAUCCACUCCUGAGCUUCCAGCUGAAACAUGUAAAGAAAUCAAAGCAAGUGAAGGGGAGGCAGAGAGCAAGAAGUACUGGCUGAGUACCAUUAAACCUGGUAUUCCUUUGCUCGCUUAUUGCGAUAUGAAGACUGAAGGUAAAUAU
This is a messenger RNA of Porites lobata, 2095 nucleotides long. NCBI's taxonomy places the organism in Eukaryota, Metazoa, Cnidaria, Anthozoa, Scleractinia, Poritidae. The record is from the annotation of a GenBank genome assembly.